Messenger RNA from Hibiscus syriacus, 517 nucleotides. Its product is annotated as dormancy-associated protein homolog 3-like. Lineage: Eukaryota; Viridiplantae; Streptophyta; Magnoliopsida; Malvales; Malvaceae. The record is from RefSeq and is a predicted model, not a curated record. The transcript is spliced from 3 exons. Bases 65 to 502 code for a protein of 145 amino acids.
GCUCCACUCAAUUCAGCAACAAAGAUCUCAAGAUAAGCCGAUACCUGGCUUAAAUUCCGAUCAAAUGGGACUACUUGAUCAGUUAUGGGACGACAUCAUAGCCGGUCCUCCACCGGAUAACGGCCUCGGCAAGCUCCGAAAGUACACUUUCCGGCGGCCUAACUCCGCCAAGGAAUCUGAUGGUGGGAGUGGGAGAUCAUACGGUGAUGAAACUUCGUUGGAGGAAGCGAUGAGAGUGACACGUACUAUUAUGAUCGUAAAACCGCCGGGUUAUCAGAUCGGAUCUCCUCCGGUUUCGCCGUCAGGUUCUUCUCCUCCGGCUUCUCCGGCCGGAACGUCUCCUCCGGUCUCUCCUUUUUCCGGUAAAAAGAAGCAAAGAGUCAUUUCGGUUUCGAAGAAGAUCGACGGCGGAUACGGUCAGGAAGAUCGAGCAGGUUGGACUCGGGAGCUCUCAUCCUGCUUACAACGUGCGAGAUAUGAAAUGAACCAAUUGUGCGGUUAGGUGGGUAGCUUCUAU